Populus euphratica (Euphrates poplar) is the source of this 1781-nucleotide messenger RNA. RefSeq lists its product as uncharacterized. The record is from RefSeq and is a predicted model, not a curated record. The coding region runs from base 59 to 1135 and encodes 358 amino acids. NCBI's taxonomy places the organism in Eukaryota, Viridiplantae, Streptophyta, Magnoliopsida, Malpighiales, Salicaceae. The transcript has 3 exons. Gene Ontology annotation, biological process: heterochromatin formation.
CCGUCGGAAGACUAAAUCCGGUGACCUCCCAACGAUUCUCUCUCCAGUAACUUGCAGGAUGGGGAAUGAUACCAAGGCUAGUCGUAAAGGUAAGGAUGAGGAAAGUAAUGAUAUAAAAGGGAGAAACAUUGGUAACAGAUCAUCAAGCAGUUUGGGUGCUGCUAAUGAUACUUGUGGUCUAAGAAAGUCAGCUAGAGAAACAUCAUUGAAGAAAAACUUGACUCCAAGCCCUUCAAGUAGUAGAAAGUCUGAACGUAUUGAGAAGCAGACCCCCCCUACAAUUCCUCCUGUUAUGAGGAAAUCUGAGAGAUUGGUUGAGAAACAAAGUUUACCGACUCCUUCUAGAAGGCCUGAGAAGGGUAAGAAUCAGUCGUCAUCUAGUUCUUCUGGUUCAACGAAGUGUGGUAAAAGCUCGGGCUCUUUAAUUAUGAAGGAAAAGCACAAGAAAGAGAAGAGUGUGAAACAACUUGAAACUGAAGAAGUUGGAAACAUUGACAAACCUGUUAUCAGAACUGUCCUGGUUGGAAUUAAGAGAAUGGAUGCUUGUGCUUACAGGGAGCUGUUCAAACAGAAACAAAAGAAAGCUAGACUGGAAGGUAGCCAAGAUCUGAUAGUAAAUAGGACACAUGGGGUUGAUACUGAGGUGAAGAGUGGUUGCAAAGUGAUGUCUUCUAAACAAAAAGGAAGUAUUGACGACUUGAAUUUUGAUGCUACGGAAAUGGUUUCAAAUGAAGAUGGCGAUGCAGCUCCAUAUGAGUGCAGCAGAACUGAUUCUGUGGAUUCAUGUUCCAAAAGGCAAAGGUUAAAGAAGUGCAAUGAAGUGUCCAACAAUAGCACUGAUUCACCUUCUCUGAAAGCUGCUUUAAUAGGAACUUCUGGAGCUCCAGUGCAUAAGAUGUCUCAAGUCAUGCCAAGUUCAAUUGGCCUUCUUAACACAACUGAUGCGAAUCACGUUGCCAACUUCUCACAUUUGACUAGUAAAUUUUCACAAGUACUGAAAGCCGACAUGGUUGGGUAUAAUGGAGGGAGGAACUUGCAUGAUGAUUCUGAGAAGAGUCUCCAUCUUUUUUUGAAGCCUGAGAUGGCAAAACUUUGUGAAAUUUUGCAACUCCCAGUAUGCAUCUCAUCCCUCUGAAGAAGUUAAUUUCUCUAGCACUUGUUCAUGAAUGCGGCAGUAGGUUCUUUGAUGUGGUGUAUUGGGUCUGCCUAAUAGCCAAUAAAGAAAAUAGCUCUGAAGAUAUCAGAACAACUGAAAAGAGAAGCAAAUUAUUGGUAAGGUGGAAGAAAAGAAUAGCAAAUUUCUAUAGUAUCAACUGACAAUGUGGAAGAAGAGAAUAACACCUGAUUUGCAGAAGCUGGGAAUAAUGUUGAAACUCAAAUACACUCUUACAACGGCAAUUUACAACAAAAAGCAGAAACUGCGCAAAUCCACUGGAAGGAAUGGAGGUUCGGUUUUGUCAACAUGAAAUCCAACCUAAUGCAAACAGAUCUCAUACAAUCUUUGAAUGGGCAUUGGUUUGACUCCUACAAGCUGCUGGCGAAUCUUCAGCGUUUCGGCAGGCAGCGUCGUGAGCAAAAGAAAGACAAUCUGCGACCACUCCAAUCUUCUUGUUGCUUCCCUGUUCCGAUUAGAAACAGAGAUUCAAGAAACUAUGCUACUGUAUGAGCAAAUGAACAGUUUUUACUAUGUGGAUUUGUGAUUAAACUACAAUGCUAAAUAUACCAACUCUGUGGAUUUGUGAUUAAACUUGGAAAACAACUACAGUACGAAAAAAGCCAUA